CACACUGUGCAGCUAGCACCGCAGCUAACUGUAUUAGCACUCGCUCUGUGGCGGUGCUGCUGCUGUGCGCUGUUGAAAGCACUCAUCAAUGAAUCACCACGGUCAUCAUUACCGGCACAUUGCUGAGGAGAUUGGCCUUUGGCGGGCCGAUCGCUCCUGAUGGGAGUGCGAUCGGAGCUUGUCUACCUUAGUGCUCAGCCACACACCUCCCUCCGUCGCACUACAUCGUCGCUAGGCAACAGAACUCAGGGCCGGUGUGUGAUUGGUUGUGGCCUUCGAAUUGAGAGCGAGCCUCCUUUCUGCCAGUACAUGCUGUUCCUGCCAUGCUCACAGCGAUGGUAAAACCAAGACGGAGGAGGGUUUAAUCCAACAUACAUAUACAUCCAAAAUAAUACAUAAAACCUUCAUAAGAAUUACAAAAGCGAUUCUGCUUGCAGUGUUGGAAUAAAGGGAUAAGGGCGAACAGGAUGAAAGCCUUGGUUUUAGAAGUGGUUCGCUGUGUGGGAGGCUCUUCUUCACUGCUUCCUCCAGGCUCCUUCAAGCUGAAAUUCUCUUCUGUCUUAUUAUAUUUUGGAAGCAGAAGAAAAUUCCUCGUAUAUCUUACACAAAAUGUCCAAUGCGAGUGACUUUUUCUGGAAUUUUUGCAAUUAAUCUUCUCGUAUCACAUCGAGAGCUUGCAAGCACACGUGGCCUCGCACACAUUCACAGAUAAAUGUUUUACUUGAACACACAUGUAACACACUUUUGCGUCCCACUGGCUUUCAACACUUAAUCCCUUUGACACGAGGGUCUCGUCGCAAAUGUCUUCCCUAAUGCGAAACGCCACUUCUCCCAGAUCAAAAGUUUAUCUAUCUGCUCGCCGUCUGCCAUUGUGUGGCGGUGAGAACCUGCGGUUAAUUACAGUGAUUUACGUAUGAUUAGAGAGCAGAGCACAGAUUUUGUCAUUACAUUCCCACUCGGUUACCAGAGCUCAACGCUGGUUUCCAGGGAAACUGGAAAUGUGAAGCUUCUUUUUUUUUUUUUUUUUUUCCUCUCUCUCCCAUAGACAGCCACUGCCUGAAAGAGCGAGGAUUGCCUAAGAUAGAUUCUUCUAGAGACAAACCUGUAGCCAGUGCAAUCAGAAUCAAUCAGACUUUGGGGGGUUCGGGGGGCGGAGAGAUGCACAGACAGAUGUUGCUCUCACUCAGGGGGUUGCGAUUUUUGCCAUGUUUGACCCAGUUCUGAAGAAGUGUUGCAGAGAGGUCGGACUUUGCUUCUGAGGUUAUCUCACCACCUUACCGAAGAGACAGAAUGGGAAGCCUUAAGGACGAGAAGCGAGCUCUCAGGGAGGACCGCCAGCCCUGCGAGAAGACAAAUAAUGAAGGACUUUCUGAAGGCUCAGACAGCAGCGCUGCCGCUGAGGGACGUCCCUUACGCACAUGUCAAGAGUCAACAACUUCAGAGGACUGUCAGUCAAAACUCCACAUGGACGCCAGCUCUGUUGGGAAUAGAGAGAAAACUCUAAAAUCCAAAGAUCCAGAGUUUUGCGGAGUCAAUAGCAAAAGCUCUGAGCCGUCGGCCUCUGAGCCAGUUAAGGACUGUGCACAGCCUGGUGACAUGCCUGUGACCCUGCAAACUGUAGCUACGCAAAAUGAAGCCACAAUCUCUACUAACAACCAGGGUAACGGAGAUGCUGAAGGGGAAAACGUGGCUCUUGACAAAGGAGACGGAACAGAUGUUGUGAACAUCUUUGUUCCUGUGCCAUCGACUCCUGACCCCUCCGACCCUCGCUCUCCAGCCCCUUUUGGGCAGCAGCACAUGCGCACGCAAGUGAGCCUUGAAGUAGUCCAGUGCUGCUCGGCUGCCACCAGCCCCAUGACUCCUCCGGAAGGAGAUCAUUCCUUCUUCUUCCCAAACAAUUUUGGAAAACACGGAGUUGACCCUGUUGCGUCCGCUGCCGGCACCCACGAUGCAGAACUGCAGGUGGGUCAACAAGUGGAGUUCUGCUCCGUCGCCACAUCCCCCAUGACACCAAAGACACCAUCGAGCACGGCUUUCCCAGUGCUCAUUGGAAGAGGGACGGGGAAAAAGGAGGAGAAAACAAAAAAGGAGGAGGAGCAAAGGGAGACUGGCCAAAAGAAGAGUUGUACAACGACAAAAUGUACCGAAGAAGUGUCAAAAAACGACGAAUCUUUGAAAUGUGCCAAGGGCUUGAGUUCAUAUGAAUCUGUAGGGAGUUCCACCAGUGGUCUGGCUACUGCUGUAACGCAGGGGACCUUUGAGGACAGUACCCAGCAAUGCACGCAGCAGAGGAUGGGGAGCAUGGAUCAAGACAUUACAAUCUUGGUCACUCACUAUGGCAACAAUGACGAGGAAGCUGAGUCACAUUUUCAGACCCUGGAGCCUGACAUGGUGAAAACAGAAGAAACAGAGAAAGGUGAAGAAAACAUCAGUAAUAUGAAGAGCGAGGACAGAAAAGAAACGGCCUCCACAGUAGCUCCUGAUCUUGCUCAGGAAAAAUCGAGCCCAAAGCAGCCACAAAAACUACCUGGGAAAACAAACGUUUGCACUGAACCCGACAAUUCAGAGGUCGUGGCUCACAAAGGCGCACGAGUGGACAUGAGAGAUGUAUCCGUGCCAAAAUCUCCAGUCCCCGAAUCCCCAGCUCCAUUCGGCUGCCACAACAUCCGAACACAAGUGAGCCUGGAGGUGGUGCAGUGUCAGUCUGUGGCCACCAGUCCCAUGACCCCUCCUGAGGGGGACCAGGCCUUUAACUUCCCCAGCUCCUUUGGGAAAUGUGGAGGUGUGGGCACAGAAACAAAAGACGCUGAGAUGCAGGUGGGUCAGCAGGUAGAGUUUCGCUCCGUCGCCACAGCGCCCAUGACCCCGAGAACUCCAGUCGCCACAACUUUUCCGGAGAUAAAGAAGGAGGUGAGCAUUGAAGAGAAGAUAGUGGAGGAGAAGGAGGAGGAAAGUAGAGAACAGCUCGUAGAGAAUACGAAGGAAGUACCCAAAGAGGUGGAGAAAUUAACCCAGAAAGAAAGCAUAGGGGAGGACAGUAAGGAUGUGAAAAACUGUAAGGAAAAAGACGAGGAGAAGUGCGAGGAGCCAGUGCAGGAAGUGAGCUGGGACGAGAAAGGGAUGACCUGGGAGGUGUACGGUGCCGUGGUGGAAGUGGCCGUGCUGGGCUCCGCCAUCCAGAAGCACCUUGAGAAGCAGGUACAGAAACAGAAACAGCUGUCCACCAUGCCUCCGCCACCUCCACUCAACCCAGCGGCGUCCCCACUGCCUUCAGAGCCGAGUUGCGGGGGUUCGGGCAAGCGCCGGGGGCGGAAGAAAGGGGAGCACGAUGGGAAAGCGAGCCGGCGCAGGAGAAACCCCUUCCGGCUGAUGAUGGAGAACGUGCAGCAGCCGCACUGCUGCUCUAAAGCUCACACUACCGAAUGACGGAGGAGGCGGGCUCUGAUCACAACAGCUGGCCGGAGAAAAUAAAUGCCAUCUGAUCUGCGUGGCUGUGAUACUCUGAUUUACCACAGCUUGAGUUUAGUGUUGGACGGGGUGAGAAACGAAUCACACCCUCACACGAGACAAACAAGCUCAAGAAGCAUUUACGGACUGAGCCACGGAGCAUCAAGAAGCAGCCAUACUAUUUUAUUUUGUCGUCGUUCUUUUAGUAAAAGUUGCUGUGACGUCACUUUAACAGAUUGUCGGGUUUAAUGGAGUUACUAUGAGUGUGAUGCAUCAGUGUCAUUGUUAGCUUUGCUCUUUUUAUUUUUUUAUAUUAUUUUUUUUUCCUUCUCAGCCCAUUCAGUCAUCCAGUGAGUCAUUUGAGUUAUUGAUAUUUUUUAAUGCACCUCAGACAAGUGACGCCAUGGCAACAAGCUUUUCCUGCCUCUGGCUCACAGUACUGAAGCUGAGAGAGGUGAGGAGGACGGUUUUUAUGUCCUGUCAGUUCAGUGCAGAGGUGAUUUUUAUGACAUUUAUGAGAAUUUAGAGUACAUAGUUAAUAUUGAUGUAUGUGCAUAAUAUUUCCUAGGCUUUUGUAGUUUAAUUUAAGUAUGAGUAUGCUUAGCCAUCACUCAUUACUGUGUUAAAAUACAAUGAAAAGUAUUUCAGCUGUAAAAUUUGCUUUGAAAAUUGAUUCUAAGUGUGUUUUAUUUCAGAGAUGAGUGUCGUGUUGGUGUUCUCACACUGAAAUUCCUAAUGAAUAAAGCAUCUUUAUUCACAGAUUGCACAUGUAAUACAUUCAUUAAGUUGUCAGCAAGAAUUAAAAAAAUUUUUUUUUCCAUCAGCAAGUUUGCAGAAAGCAUUUCGUGAGCGAAUGUGUCAAACUCGAGGUAAACAUCGACAAUCAGAGAAAGAUUUCCACUGACUAAUAAAUAACAAUUUCAAACAUACACAGACAUUGCAUUAUUUGUAUUUUCUUGCUUUUCAAUUGGAUUCAUUUUGUAGCAUCAGCUGCGAGGAAAAUUAACAUGGUGUGUUAAAAGUGAUUCAGUGUGCAACAA
Molecule: messenger RNA, 4487 nt
Organism: Poecilia latipinna (sailfin molly)
Lineage: Eukaryota; Metazoa; Chordata; Actinopteri; Cyprinodontiformes; Poeciliidae
Gene: gprin1
Product: G protein regulated inducer of neurite outgrowth 1
Exons: 2
Coding region: 1291-3426 (711 amino acids)
Biological process (GO): neuron projection development
Cellular component (GO): plasma membrane
Source: RefSeq, a predicted model, not a curated record